AGGCAGCAUCUGUUACCGCCAACGCCAGGAGUGGCCAUGGAUAUCCUGGAGCUAGAUGCCCACUACAGGAAAAAGGCAGCGGCCAACAAAAGGAGUCUGCUGUAUAAGCUGCUGCCUUUCGCCAUCUCCUGCUCGUCGUACUUCAUCCUCUGGCUUCCUGAGAACAGUGUGCAGAGCGCCAUCGUCAAAUGCCUCCCCGUCCUUUCCUUGGCGUUCUUCGUGGCUUCCCACGCCUACAGUGUGGCUGUUUUCACACCAUAUGCCCGCCACAUUUUCCGAGGCCUGCUGUUCUCAGCGGUAGGGGACAUCUGCUUGGUGUGGUCAGAACUUUUCCUUCCAGGGACGGCUGCUUUUGCUGCAUGCCACGUCUCCUACAUCUUAGCCUUUGGCCUGGGCCCCUUUCGGCCCCUCACCUUCCUGGUGGUUCUGGGGUUGGUGGCCACGUCGUACGUCAUCCUCAUCUUUCCCUGCCUUGAGGGUGUCUUUGCCUACGCCGGGCCAGCCUAUGCGGCCAUCAUCGGCACCAUGUGCUGGCGUGCUCUGUCCCGCACGGAAGCCCAGCUGAGCACCUCGCUUGGCAGUGUGAUCUUCAUCGUGUCCGACCUGUUUGUCGCCCUCCAUCACUUCUGCUCCUCCUCGCUGCCUCAUGCCCGCCUCCUGAUAAUGAGCACCUACUUCACAGCCCAGGCUUUGAUUGCAGUGUCUGUGUCCUCCAGGAAGGUUUCUCAGAAGGAGAACUGAGCGCAGGACUUGGACUGCUGUCAAGUUUCAACCAUUUUGUGUGCAGGAGAAAGGACUGCAGGCAUCUGACCUCCUGACUCCUCUCGAGUUCAGCUAUAACUUUCUAGGCUCUGUCCUUCCUCUCAGGAGCUCAAGUCUCUCCCCUUCCCCCAAAUCAAUUUUGCUUUCUCAUCUCUUCCCUUCAUGCACUUUCUCCAAAGCAGUGGAAAGUAGUUUGUUUACGGUAAAGCAAUAAGCUUUCACACUAUAAGGCAGGGUGUUUGCAGAUCUACAAGCACAUUCAAUAGCGACAGCUUAGCAUGAAAAGCAAAAGCAAGAUUGUGGGGGGCCAGGAAUACAGUGGUACC
This is a messenger RNA of Podarcis raffonei (Aeolian wall lizard), 1088 nucleotides long. RefSeq names its product transmembrane protein 86B (gene TMEM86B). Gene Ontology annotation, cellular component: membrane. The record is from RefSeq and is a predicted model, not a curated record. NCBI's taxonomy places the organism in Eukaryota, Metazoa, Chordata, Lepidosauria, Squamata, Lacertidae. The coding region runs from base 37 to 741 and encodes 234 amino acids. The transcript has 3 exons.